This is a messenger RNA of Annulohypoxylon truncatum, 946 nucleotides long. RefSeq lists its product as uncharacterized. Lineage: Eukaryota; Fungi; Ascomycota; Sordariomycetes; Xylariales; Hypoxylaceae. The transcript has 2 exons. The record is from RefSeq and is a predicted model, not a curated record. The coding region runs from base 238 to 783 and encodes 181 amino acids.
GCUUAGCUCAUACGUCCACAGGUAAUAGAUAUAUCUCUAUUCAUACGUGGGUUGCAUUUUCACAGCACGUGUCUUUCUUUCUCACUCUUUUGGAAAAAUCUGCUGACAUCCAUUUGACUGACUGAUGAUGACUGUGUGGUAGGUAGACUUGAUGACAUCUCAGACUAGGGGAGAUAAUUAGGUUCCUAUACUGCAAAUCGAUCUUAAGGUUCUAUUAUAUCACCUCCCUAAGCUCAUAUGAAACUUUCAUCGUUCAAUACUUAUCUGUUUUCAUACUGUGCCGUUUUCUCUUAUUGUCUCUCAUACUGUACUACCAAAUUUUCUCCAAUAAUGCCGACUACGUUGAAAAGAGAGGGCUGUUUAAAAGUUUCUCACUGGCAUCUCUCGAGGCUUAAGCGAUUCAUCGUGCACAUUCGGGGUUUCCUGACCUUAGCAAGAAUAAAUAAGUUAAGUUUCAUUCAUUUAUUGAGAUUUAUAUAUUCCUAUCUUCCCGCAAUCUUGGGUCUGGUGAACCCUUGGUGCGGAAAAGUGUGUUAUAUAGAUGCCCGGGAAUUUCAAUUCCUAUUUUUCUCUGUUUCGUCCGCACGAUUGUCUGCCAUUUCUGUCUCAAGUCCACAGGCGUAUCACGUAAUCUUGACGGCCGCGAAGUUGGAUGUUCUGCAAGAGAAGCGACAAUUUUCUCAUUCUUCUCCUUGGCGUAUUCGAGUUCGCCAGACUUAUCUAAAUCGAGGUGCCCUUUACCCCAUUCUUCAGAUAAAUCCAUUCCGUCGACAAGAUUGGUGAGGUCAAGAUAUCGUUGAGUAUCAAGGAGACAUUGAGCGUAGCAUCAAAGCCUAGGGAAAGGAAUAUCUCGCUUGCUCAUUUCAAAAUUUGAGGGUUCGCAGCGGAGAAAAUAUUCGAAUGCGGGGAUAAUAAAGAGAUAGAAGGCCACCCCUCUUAGCACAAA